AUGGCUUCGUUCAGCUCUGUGCUAUUGCCUCUUCACUCCUAUUCAUCCCCAGGCGGGGAGCAGCGGCUGCAGCAAAGCCUGCAGGGGCCCCCCAUGCUGAUGACUCCGCAAACAGCAAAGCGGCUGCUGCAGCAGCACAAGGAGUGGCAGUUUGCUGCUGUUUUUACUGGGGGGGGCCUCUCUGUGGCAGCAACUUUCCCUCAGCCGGCGAAUCUCCUGUCGCUGGCCCAAGCUUUCGAUAACCGAGAAAAAACUGUAGCGGAGGGGGUUUGCUUUUCGGGGCACAGGUACCCCGUGACCAGGUUUUCCCCCUUUUUGAUUAUUUGCCGUCGCGGCACUGGAGACGACACGGAGGGCCUCGCCAUACUGAAGGGCUCUUCGCGAAUGGGGGAAGAUUUGCUGCUGCUCGCGGUGUACAGACCCCCGGCUGUUUCGGCCUCAGCAGUUGCCCAGAUGCGCCGCUUCUUUGUUUCCCACUUGGGCACAUUGCCGGUAUGGGGGCCCCCAAAGGACAUUCAGCUGCUGCUCUCACAGCAGCGGCAGACUGAGGAAGCAGGCAAUGCUGCUGCUGCUGCUGCUGCUGGCCAAGGGCGGUGA
Messenger RNA from Eimeria tenella, 597 nucleotides. RefSeq lists its product as uncharacterized. Bases 1 to 597 code for a protein of 198 amino acids. The record is from RefSeq and is a predicted model, not a curated record. Lineage: Eukaryota; Apicomplexa; Conoidasida; Eucoccidiorida; Eimeriidae. The transcript has 6 exons.